UUUUUGAGAGAGUCGACCACGGGCGUGCUCGAAGGAACAGCUGGCGUCGAACCGAAACCUGGCUGCGUCGGUCCGUCCGUAGCCUGUACACACAUACGUAGAAAAUACGCUACAGUAUACGUAGCGAGCACGCUACCGUAUUCGACGUAUAAUACCUAGCGUCGACGCCCUAAUUCGGCAAAUCCACAGCUUUUUCGUCGCAAUCACGCGCGAACAAGAAUCUCCAGCUCCAAUCGCCCCGCCGCCAUGGCGCACCACCGCCGCCGCAGCUGCCUGCGCCGUGUUGCCACCAUCGCGGGCGGCGUGUCAGCCGGCCUCCUCCUCCUCGCCGGCGGCCAUACCUACGCCCACGGUCAGCUCUUCUCACCGGGCUUGCUGCCCCUUGGCCUCGGCGGCGGCGCCGACUGCUUGCCGUCCUUCGCCCCGCCGUCCUUCGCCCCGCCGCCCUUCGCCCUCUCGCCGCUGCCGCCCUACCUCCUGUCGGAGGCCGAGGCCGAGGCCGAGGCCCCGCAGCCGGAAGCCAACCUCCCGCGCCGCCUUCUGCCCGGACAUCGCUCGCCGCCGCCGCCGCCCUGCCUCCCCUCAAACUUGAACUUGGACUCGGAAGCCGACCGCUCGCACGACGACGCUGAUGCUGUCUUGCUCCCGGACUGGGAGGUCCUUCUCCUUGCUGACGCUGAGCCUGGCUCCAAGGCGACGUGCGCCUUCCAGGGUGGGGCUUCGUCCCCGGCGAGAGCGCUCGGGAGGCUGCCGGGGUCGGGCCGCCACGCCUACGUCUGCCCAAUGCCCGAGCCUGCCCGGAGCAUCCAGCCGCUCCAAGCACCGGUGCUGCUCCCCACCUCGGCUGCCUCUGCCGAUUGUCCUGGCCACGCGCUGCUGAAUUGGACAGAUCGGAUCGCGUUCAGCUCUGCAACUCUGGACAAUGGGGACGUUCUGGUGUUUGCCAAGGGUGUUAACCACGCUGCUGGUGGAGUCCAGUGCAUCUAUCGCCACUGCGGCGAUGCCCAUGGGGUGGUGGCCUCGUUCCCGGCCAUCACGUCCGUGCAGCAGGUUACCCGGUGCCCUCCGCCACCGAUGCAUCUCAACUCCAGGAACACGGAGCUCCGUAUCACUGUGUCAGCCACCGGCGAGGAUCCGAUCCCCUCACUGGCGACUUACCGUCCACAACAGAGUGAAAGUGGCUUGCUGCUGACACCAGAAAAGAACCUGAUUUGCGCAUGCACCAUGGUACACAAUGUCUCGAAAUUCCUUCGUGAGUGGGUGCUGUACCAUGCCGCUGUUGGCGUUGAUCACUUCUUCCUGUAUGACAACGGAAGUCUGGAUGACUUCGCUGAUCAAGUCGCUCAGUUGAGGUCCACCGGAAUCAAAAUCUCUACCGUGCCUUGGCCGUGGAUCAAAAUGCAGGAAGCCGGCUUCUCCCAUUCUGCUGCAACGCACCAGAGCUCUUGCAAGUGGAUGGCCUUUAUUGACGUCGACGAAUUCAUUUUCUCGCCCAACUGGAGUGGAUCUGAGCAGCCAUCGAAAGCAAUGCUUCAAGCUCUUGUUUCAGUUGAUCCAGACGUCGGGCAGGUAUAUCUGUGGUGCUUUGAUUUUGCCCCAUCUGGCCAAACAUCACACCCACAGGAGGGUGUCAUCCAAGGAUACACAUGCCGUCGGAAGCAGAUUCUUCGGCACAAAUCGCUGGUUCGGCUUGAUGCCGUCGACCAUUCUUUGGAGAAUGCGAUUCACCACUUCACACUCAAGGCUGGUUUCAAGAGCAUAUGGAACUUUCAGGCACGUGUCAACCACUAUAAAUACCAGGCAUGGACUGAAUUCAAGUCCAAGUUCAAACGGCGAGUAUCUGCCUACGUGGCUGACUGGAGAGAUCCGAUCAACCUUGAGUCCGCUGACCGGGCCCCUGGCUUAGGAGUUGACGGAGUUGAACCGGUUGAUUGGGCACAAAGGUAUUGCGACAUCAAGGAUAACCUGCUUCAGCAAUUGAGCAGAAGAUGGUUCGGCAAUGGAUUGGGAAGUCCGGGCUCUCAGGAUACUUAGGCUUGGCCAUAUCUGUAAACUGCGAUUGUCUAGAAGGAUCUAGAGGUAUUAGAGAUGAAAUUGUAAUAUAGUUUAAACUUGUCUCUUUGCCUCCCAAGAUCAAUCUAGGAACCAACCUGUACAUCGCUUGCCACGUUCGGCACCUAUAAAUAAACAUCAGGCGGCCUCCAAUGGAGCUGUAGCGGUUCAUCGCCACCGCCGUCUCUGAGGAAUUCCUGUCCAGCACUGACAACAUUCAUAAGGUUCACAGGAUGGCAGUUUAAGUUUGCUGAAGGUAUUUUUUUGGAUUGGUUUCUUGCUCUUCGGCUCUUCUCUUCAAAUACUUGGCCGGAUGCAGUUGAUAGUUAAUAGUAUAUCAAUAACAUUUAACUCUUCAAGCAUUAUAAUGGAGUAUUUUCUAAGUUGUCUUGAUCUAGAGCUUCUAUCGCCUCUUCAACAAUUUAUUGGCAUAAGCUUUUACCUGAAGUUGCCCGUCAAAUAUCUAUUCCUAAUAGUGCAUAUACCUGACAUUAUCUGUCAUGUGUACUGGCUGCAUACUGUUUGGUACGCUGUCCACUUGUCCAGGAUUCCAUGGUCUGCAGUAAUAGUGGAUUUGUAUUAGUGGAAGUAUUAUCUAAGUGAUAAUUUUCAGGUUUGGUAUCACUUCUGCUCCAGGUCGGAGAUCUUUGAGCAGGAUACCAUGUACGAAAGGUUUGCUACUUAAUUCUCUAAAAACAUUGUGCUUUCGCAUCACCAUCCUGUGGAUCCACGAGGCCCAAUCCAAUGAUUUCAGAGAACAUUUACUAUGUUUAUGGAUCACUACAUGUUCUGCUGGAACAAGAUAUGCAGGGGCCGCAACUCUAGAAACGACUUAUGUGGUUGGAGAAGGAAUUAAUACACCACAAUGCUCCCUAAUAGGGCACAAGCUGCUGCUAUGGUUCCUGAGACAAUAGUAUUAUAUUCUCUGCAAUCCAGUACAUGGGAACCUGCUCAGGAUGUGCCCAGUACUCUUGGACAAACUUCGCUGAGUUUGACGGGAAGAAUCUCUGUAUAAGGUUAAGAGAGAUUGGAAUACUUUCACUUUGUGUUGUUUUUGCAUAAAUGGUGAAUUAGGAAAAAAAAACUCAACACUUGUAUUUCUUUUUUGCACUUUCAGUUACAUGUGUUGCUUGCA
Messenger RNA from Hordeum vulgare subsp. vulgare (domesticated barley), 3187 nucleotides. Its product is annotated as glycosyltransferase family 92 protein Os08g0121900-like. Lineage: Eukaryota; Viridiplantae; Streptophyta; Magnoliopsida; Poales; Poaceae. The record is from RefSeq and is a predicted model, not a curated record. The transcript is spliced from 4 exons. The coding region runs from base 247 to 2034 and encodes 595 amino acids.